This is a messenger RNA of Rotaria sordida, 1512 nucleotides long. The record is from the annotation of a GenBank genome assembly. Lineage: Eukaryota; Metazoa; Rotifera; Eurotatoria; Philodinida; Philodinidae.
AUGACGUCACCAUUGGAUACACUCACUUCAAAAGAUGUAAAACAAUUGCUUUCUGAUAAAUAUAUUCUAAUUAUUGGUGAUUCGGUUGUGAGAGGUUUAUAUAAAGAUCUUAUUAAAUUUUCAAAUGUAGAUGAUUUCCUUAAUGAAAAAGAACUUCGUGUUAAAGGAGAAAAACGUUUUUAUGGUGAUCAAUUAAUUAAUGGUGGUGUUCAAAAAGGUCUUACAAAUGGAAUUGAUUAUGAAGAAGUUCGUGAACAUACAGCUGGUGGUCUACGUCGUAUUCGAUUUUAUUUUUUAACAAGAUGUUAUUCAUCCUAUAUGAAAAAUAUUAUAUUUACUGAUAUUAAAAAUCAAGCAAUUAAACCAGAUAUUAUUAUAAUGAAUAGUUGUUUAUGGGAUAUAUCUCGAUAUGGUAUCUAUGCAAUGAAAUCAUAUCAACAAAAUAUUGAUCGUAUAAUGGGUUCAUUUCGUCAAAUGUUACCUGAUGCACUUUUUCUAUGGAUUUCAGCAUUACCUGUUUCAAAUUCAUCGAAUGGAGGUGUCAUUAUAUCAAGUGCUGAAUAUAUACGACCAAUUCUACCAGGUCUUAUUCGAGAUGGAAAUUAUUAUUGUUCUCAAAUGUGUAAUCUUCAUAAUGUUCUUUAUAUUGAUGUUCAUACUAUCUUUUCAAAUAUGUUACAUCUUCGUCAACCAGAUGGUAUACAUUGGUCUGCAAUUGGUAAUCGUAUAAUAAAUGAAAUAAUAUUAAAUUAUAUAAAAGCUUAUUAUCAUGGUGUUAGAGAUUUUAAAUGUCUUCGAUUACGUGCAGAAUUAGGAAAUAAAAUAAAUACAUUUAAAAAACGUAUAAAAGAUCAUAAUAAUCAUUUGAAAAUUAAUUAUCUUGAUCAAGAUAUAUUGGAUGAUGAAAAUAAAGAAGAUAAAAUAGAACAAUCAUCAUCAAAGAAAACAAAUAAUGAUAAUAAUAAUUUAUCAAAAUUAAAACGUAAACGAAAUAAUGAUGAUAAUGAAAAAGAAAAUGAUCAACAUCAUCGUAAAGUUAUUAUAAAAUCAACAAUAAUUAAAAAUGAACAACAACGAGUUGCAAUAAAAAAAUCGAUUAAUGAAUUCGAAAUAAAACAAGGAAAAUUAAUUGAUAAUCAAACAACUAAUUUUAAUCAUGAAUAUUGUGAUAUUAUGUAUGAUAAUGAAUUUGAAGGUCUUCAUCUUUUACAUUUUUCUUCAUGUGAUAUUGAAUCUUCAGAAGAUAUCAAAGAUUUUCAAUUAUCAAAUAAUAUCAUUGAAAUUCAAAAUCAACAAACAAUAAAUAAUAACCUUCAAGUUGAUAUUAAACCAUCUGAAAAUAUUUCCAUGUCAAUGUCAUUAGUAAGAUCAAAUGAUGAAAAAAGAAUGAUCGAUGAAUCAGAUUAUAUCAUUCUUUCAUCAGAUGAUGAAAAUGAAACAAUAACACGUAUUGUACCUUCAUCACCUACAACUACUAUUUUACCUAUUUAUUUAUUAAAUCGUCUUGAAUAA